Messenger RNA from Monoraphidium neglectum, 1317 nucleotides. RefSeq names its product ATPase, E1-E2 type. Gene Ontology annotation, cellular component: intracellular membrane-bounded organelle; membrane. The record is from RefSeq and is a predicted model, not a curated record. Bases 1 to 1317 code for a protein of 438 amino acids. Gene Ontology annotation, molecular function: ATP binding; P-type calcium transporter activity; ATP hydrolysis activity. The transcript is spliced from 7 exons. Lineage: Eukaryota; Viridiplantae; Chlorophyta; Chlorophyceae; Sphaeropleales; Selenastraceae.
AUGCUGGACAUCGCGGGAGAUGGCAGCGUCAUCACUGGCCCCGAGAUCGACGCCAUGGACGACGUGAAGCUGCGGUCAGUGGUCAACGGCUGCAACAUCUACGCGCGCGCGUCACCAGAGAACAAGCUGCGCAUCGUGCGCGCCCUGCAGACCGGCCCCACCUACAAGGGCCCCAUGGAUGGCGACGAUCCCGACGACGACGGCCCGCCGUCCGAGGAUGAGGGCCGCGCAACCUCGGCCCCCGGCCCCUCCUCCGUCGCGGACGCGCGCCGCGUCGCGCCCGGCGGCGGCAGCCCGCUGGGCAGCGGCGAGAUCGCCAUCCAGAUUGGGACUGAGAAGGCCGAGGUUGGUGACGAGGACGAGGUGGUGGCUGCAGACAGGCCGGGCAGGCAGGUGGUGGCGAUGACCGGCGACGGCGUCAACGACGCGCCCGCGCUCAAGGCGGCCGACAUCGGUGUGGCGAUGGGCAUCACUGGCACUGACGUGUCAAAGGAGGCCGCAAAGAUGGUGCUAGCGGACGACAACUUUGCGACCAUCGUGCUGGCCGUCAAGGAGGGCCGCAGGGUCUGGGACAACCUGAGGAAGAUCCUGCUGUUCAACCUGCCGGUCAACUUUGCCCAGGGCACCUCGAUCUUCUGGGCCUAUGUCGUGGGCUUCAAGGAGGCCCCCCUCACGGCCAUCCAAGUGCUGUACGUGAACCUCAUCACAGCCAUCACCAUGGGCAUGAUGCUGGCCGCGGAGCCCGCGGAGCCCGACAUCAUGCAGCGCCCCCCGCGGCGCCCGGGGAAGAGGCUGCUGGGGAAGCUGAUCCUCUGGCGCUGCGCGUUCGUGUCCGUCCUGCUGGUGAUCUUCGUGCUCGGCAUGUUCGAGUGGGGCGCCGCCACUGGCCUGUCCCUGCCGCAACGCCGCGCCGAGGCCUUCAACACCCUCGUCUUCGGCGAAAUCGCCUACGCCCUCACGACCCGCUUCGUCAAGGCGACCAGCUUCCACCCGCGCAGCUUCCGUGGCAACCCCCUCUGCUUCAUUUCCAUCGCCGUCACCGCGGCGCUGCAGUUCAUGCUAACCUACGUCCCCGGCCUCAACACCUUCUUCUACAUGUCUGAGGGCAUGACGGGCAUCCAGUGGGCGCGCGUGUUCGUUUGCAUGGUGCUGGUCUACGCGAUCGUGGAAGUCGAAAAGGCGCUGGUGGACCCCUGCCUCAUGCCGGCUGUGAGACCGAUCCUGACGUUCAUUCAGCACCACGUGCCAAAGUUCCUACGGAUCCCGCGGAAGGUCACGGCGAAGGCCAAGGCGUCGAUCCAGAGGGGCGGCCGCUGA